AUGUCCGCGCAAUACAAUAAAGGUAUCAGUAGGAGAAACAUCGAUACGCGCAACAAAUCGUUUGAUAAUACCGUGGGCAGUGAUGAUGACGACGAUUCGGAUACGCUAACUGAGUUAUCCCGCGAGUCGCUGACUAGCAGCCAGGACCGAAGCAGUAUCGGUUCUAUUCCAUGGGCAGAAGAUGCCAUCAAGCAGAACCAGAUCGAAUGGGAGCGAAUUGACCGGAUGUUUUACGGCGAGGAAGACCUUCCAUCAGAUCCGAAGCUUCGAGAAGAAAUAAUAGAAUGGACAUCUGUUUUUCCGUUCCUGCGUGUGACGGGUAAGUCGAUAGUCAUCGUCGAGUCACCGCAGGCGAAAGGAAAUGAUCCGUUUCACGAUGAAGUAUUCGUGGUGGACCCCCCGCUGGGUAACCGAUCGCGUUCCUCCCGAUCUGGGAGGGAUGGUCAGAACAAACAGUCGACGAAAGACAUCGACUGCGUGUUUACGUCUGGAGACCUGGACAAAUGUUUAUUCAUUAGUUCGGGCCAGAUAUUUCAUCAGAGCAAUCAGCCUAACCAGGCCAAAAUUAGACAGCGCUGUGGAGCAGAUCUCAGCCCAGAGUGUGGAGAAAGGAUGGAGAAACCAUUCAUAAAGGUGAAACCCCUGAACAGUCUGAUGGUCCCUCAGGUGCCUGUCGUAUCGGUUCGGUCGUUCGGGCUCCUAAUAUCAAACCAUUGCGUCGGUCCAGGUAGCUAUCAGGGUCUGUCUGGCGGCAGCAGAAAUUGCAGUGCACAAUCAAUAACACAUCUGAGCCAACACAACACAGACGGCAACAAUCUCGGAGGACGCAGCAGAAACGGGAAUUUGCAACGAAAAUUGGCACCUUUGCCUCACCGGCCCCCGCAACAGCAGCAGCAACACCAAAAAUCUUCAAAAGCUGUUGAAACUACAAUAUUAUCCGCUUCGGCAACACAUCAUCGCAUCCCACCGUUGGCGAAGAACUAUAAGUUUCUGGUGCAAAAUAGCCACGUCGCUCCAACGCUCUUGGCAGAGAUUGAGCAGCGUCACCAUAGCAAACUAAAUGUGGUGAAAUCGGCAACUACACGAUACAUGGCGACGUCGCCGACCAAGCAUAUAUUCGCACUGCCGUCUCUUGCGGGAAUCGACAGUUUGGUUCAUCCCAAUCGUGUCACAGGUGCGGUUGCUUUACAGCGGAGCCCGAUCAAGAGUCGAGCAUUUCGCUCUGAAGUAAUCGGCCGAUCCAUAUCAGCUGCUGUAACGCAAAAAGGAAACCCAAUCUAGUGGGAAACAUAGCAUGGAAAAGCAUUCAGAAAACCGUCCGUCUAUUUAUUGAAUACGCUUCAACUAAGUCAGAGCAAGCAAGCAUAACGAAUGUAUAUGAUUUAGAUUGUAAGUUACAUAUUUGCUGAAAAUCAAACAGACUAUGAUCUCAAUUAAAAUAAAAACU
Molecule: messenger RNA, 1447 nt
Organism: Anopheles nili
Lineage: Eukaryota; Metazoa; Arthropoda; Insecta; Diptera; Culicidae
Exons: 1
Coding region: 1-1281 (426 amino acids)
Source: RefSeq, a predicted model, not a curated record